GUGUGCUUGACCCUACGUUCUUUUUAUAUCUAUAUAAAAUCAAAAGCAUCAUUCUUAUCAUGUGAUAGAUCCUACAAACCAGAAAGUUUUCAAUCAGAAUGACGCUGCUCUUCCGCCCUCUCCGUCAAGACCGACCGAUAUGAUGAUGCUAGAUGAUACAGAGCACACUAUCUACAUCCAUGAUUUGGACCGUGAAUUGGCAGAGAUCGAGUCGUCUGAAGACCCCUCUAUCUUUCUUCCAGGUAUCGGGGAAAAGUUAGCAGUAUUCCCCAAGUCACUCGUUGCCCAGAGCAAACCAAAGUGCCAGGCACUGGUGCUUUAUCAACAACCUACAUCACCGUCAAUGCCAAGGGACAAGGACAAUGCUGGGAAGGCCUUGGCUGAAACUCGAGAGCGAGCACGCAGUCUAUAUAACGCUUCAUCUCUGGAUGAGCCACAACAAGCUCACCUGAGCCAUAGACAUUGUGAGCAGGAGGGUAUGGAUGUGGAUGAUGAUCCUUAGCAAUGUAUAAAUAUUGUGAGGUGUCGAAGAUAUAGUUAUUAAUGUAUAAUGCCC
Molecule: messenger RNA, 556 nt
Organism: Aspergillus candidus
Lineage: Eukaryota; Fungi; Ascomycota; Eurotiomycetes; Eurotiales; Aspergillaceae
Exons: 1
Coding region: 140-502 (120 amino acids)
Source: RefSeq, a predicted model, not a curated record